This is a messenger RNA of Rhopilema esculentum, 3198 nucleotides long. Its product is annotated as transmembrane protein 53-B. NCBI's taxonomy places the organism in Eukaryota, Metazoa, Cnidaria, Scyphozoa, Rhizostomeae, Rhizostomatidae. The record is from RefSeq and is a predicted model, not a curated record.
UCCGACCUUUGACGCUAUGCAGGAGCCUAGGCCUAAUGUGUAUCUAGAUCUAGGCAGGCCUAGUUCAGUUCACUGAACAGUAAUUUUGUGCUUGAAUCACCUGUGUGUUGAUGCUAGAUGCUAAGUUUCCGUCUCCUGAAGCUUGAAGGAGCAAGAAGAUAUCUUAAUUGGUCCAAUGGCAUUUAAUGGAUUAAAACAGCUUUUUGCAAGAAGGCACGCUUAUCCUUGCAAGGAAUACUUCAGAUACAAUGAACAAUCUAGACAUUUUGGCAUAUCUUUACGGGCUGUGAGAAAAAAAAUAAAAGUUCAUCAGCAUCAAGAUUGCACCAAAAAGUCAGGACAAAAACCACUCUGUGUAAUUCUUGGAUGGGGUAAUUCAAAGCAAGGUCAUCUAAGCAAGUAUAAAGAAAUAUUUGAGCAAAAAGGAUUCAGUACAAUGACAGUCACCCCACAUCUAGCAGAUAUACUUGUGUUUCCAGAAUCCAGGGGAAAGAAGAUCAGUGAAGAAGUAUUGAGGAUAAUGCUGAGAGAAUUUGGUGCUGAAAAAAUACCUGUUGUGUUUUAUUUGUUUAGCAAUGGAGGAUGUGGCUUGUAUUAUUUUAUUUGUAACGAACUUUGCAAGAAGAACAGUAACUAUCAUAGUAAAAUCAAUGUGAUUGGGAGUGUGUUUGAUAGCUGCCCUGUUGUGCCAAGUAAAGAGAGCAUCAGUCUUUCGCAAAAGGCAUUCACACAAGACAUAAAGAGCCCAGUUCUAAAAGCUUUUGUUUGGUAUGGAAUUAGAUUGAUAUCAAUCCCACUAGUUUGGCUAAAUCCUGUUGUUAGAUCAUUCAUGGAUGGUCUAAAAAAUUCCCCAAUUGUGUCACCUCAGCUGUUUCUGUACUCAAAGAAUGAUCAGCUUGCUCCACAUGAAGACAUCACAGACUUUAUUGCAUACCGUAAAAGUUGUGGUGUUCCAGUAUCAGCUAAAUUGUGGGAGAACACACCACAUGUGGCUCAUAUGAAGUAUGACCAGGAAAAUUAUGUUAUGGUAUUGGAAGAGUUCAUAAAGAGUCUGAAACACUAGAGGAUUGCAAUGGUCUCAACAAUAAUCAUUUUCUGGCUUUGAACUGUAAAUAAAUUGCUGUGGUAAAAAAUGUAAUGGAAAUGAUCUCCUGCCUAUUCAUGUAUUGAAAAAUUUAUGCUAGUGCUAUGAAAUGAUGUUUUAAUUAAAUUAAUUAGCAUAAGGUUCUAAUCAGUUCCUUACAUAAGUGGUUUUUAUGCCUACUUUUCUGAUUCACACAUCUAUCCCAUCACAUGCCUGUGUUAUCGGAAAAACUGCAAUCGCAAGCAUAAAAUCAGACAGGCUGUCAGUGGUGUAGGGUCCAUGUACCAUACUUUUUCAAAUAAGUCCACACAUUCAAAUAAGCACAUUUCUUUACAGGCAACUAAAGAAAUUGGGGAAAACCUUCAAAUAAGCUCACAAGUCUUAUCACUAAUAGUGUGCAAUUAUUUGAAGUCAAAAACAAGGAACUUUUAAUAUAGAAUUUUAAUAUAAUCACCCUCAGCCUGAGCAUAAAUCAGCCUUUGCAUGCUAAACAGCAAAACAUUAAAAUGUUCAGAGAUUUUAUAUAGAUCAAGAAAAUUAAAAAGUCUACAAGGAAAACAUCUAGGUGAUGAUAAAAAAACAGUAAACAAUUCGCAUCAAAAUAUUUAUGAAUGUUCGAAUCCUGGUGGCAUACAAUUGCUUGGCUAAAUCCUAUCACCUAUCAAUGUCAAAAAGUGGUGACAGGAUUUCGUUUGAAACCAUCAUACUUUAACCACUCAGUUUUGGUGAUGAAUUUUUAGAUAAAGAUUCAAAAAAACAAUUAAAAACUACUGGGAGAAAAUGAAAAUAGCAAUGGAGCUUGGAGAGUGAAUCACAUAAUGGAUUUCUUAAUUGCAAAUCCCAUAUCAACAGUACUUGUUAGCAUUUAGACGCACACAAAAUAAUCACCAUAACCUUGUAUGUUUGAGGCUACAACCAAGAUAAAUCUUGCUACAACACAAUUGCGUCACAAGCAUGGCAAGCUAAUAUCAGCAUACAAUUCAUUCUUGAGCUUUAAACAUUUUAUUUUGUAUAUUUUGUCAUACAAAAUGAAAGGACAACACAGAAAGGGUAAAUUGCUUGAAAGAGCUUGCAAAGAAGCUAAACAUGGCAACAAAACCAUAAAAGUGCCAAUAAGACAUAUUGGAAACAAAUUUUGGAAGGUGGUUGAAAUUAGUGCACUGGAAGCUGUAUACUUAGCAUCUUGAGAAAUCAAGUUUAUUUGUACCCCCGCUGCUGAGGAGCUAACAUUUCUUGUCAAAAUUACGAAUAAUUGAGUCUUUGCCUGUAAUAAACAUAAAUUUAAUCUGUUGCUGUUGGUAAAGCCUGAUUAAAAUUUGAUUUUAGCUCAACCAAAGUUUUGUUUGCUUCUUUAACUUCUUGCUUGUAAUUCUUUCCCAGAUAAACCGUUUUUCUUGGUCAGCCAGCCCCUGUUUAAAUUUUAUCCAAUUUGUUUAUGUUUUGUAAGUUAUUGGACAAUUAGUGUGUUGCGACUUGCUUAAAUCAACAUUUCUUGUGAUUUCUGCAAACCAAUGACAAGCUUACAAACAGGUUUUCCCUCACUGUAAGAAUGUUCAAAACAAUGUGGAUUACAAAUUUAGAGCUGUAAGUUCUUAUUUGUCAUCAAAAUACUUUCAUCACGGAAGUGUAGCUGUCACAGGCCUUUUCGUAAGAAAAAGCCCAUGCGAGUUGCCUAUCGCUUGUGUGAUUUCUCUUGUGCGAGCUAUCCCUCUGAUAGUGAAAAAAUUGUUCCUGUUAUAAGGUACCCUUUUGUUUAAGGUAACAUCAAAUGAAAAAGAACUGUUACAAUGAUCUGUAAUGCACUCCAAGACUAAAUCCCCUUUAUAAAUGCGUUUUCCUUUACAAACUUAAUGUACAUCACGAAGGUCAAAAAAGACGUUAUUGCUAGAUGAUCGCAAAAUGUUGUUCCAUACCUUUUUAAAAAUGCUUUUACUACCUGAGAAAGUCAUAAGUGACAUUGUAGUUCAAAUACUAUAGUAUAAGUAAGUAUUGUAUUCCUAAGCAUUCGCGUGGGAUUGAUUUUCAAAUGCAUUUUUUCUGUGUUUUGAUAUACGGGCUUUGUAUUGUCUAUAUCACUUGCUUGGUUUGAUAAAAGAUGACUAGAAUUGUGUUAA